This is a messenger RNA of Parnassius mnemosyne (clouded apollo), 879 nucleotides long. The record is from the annotation of a GenBank genome assembly. NCBI's taxonomy places the organism in Eukaryota, Metazoa, Arthropoda, Insecta, Lepidoptera, Papilionidae.
AUGGAUCCGGCCCUGUUACGAGAACGGGAAGCGUUUAAGAAAAAAGCACUAGCAACGCCAAGUAUAGAAAAGAAAAAGAGAGAUGAUUCCCAGUUCAAAGAUGAGUCCAAAAAGAAAUCAAAGUCCUCAAGUUCAGUCAGCACCCAACCAAAGCUUGAUGCUACAAAUUAUAAAACGAUGACAGGCAGCUCCUCGUAUCGGUUUGGUGUAUUAGCCCGCAUUGUAAGACAUAUGAGAGCAAGGCAUCAAGAAGGAGAUGAUCACCCACUGACUUUAGAUGAAGUUCUUGAUGAAACCAAUCAGUUGGAUGUUGGUAAUAAAGUAAAACAGUGGCUGCAAACAGAGGCUCUACAAAAUAACCCUAAAAUAGAGUGCACACAAGAUGGAAAAUAUAUAUUUAAGCCUGUAUAUAAAAUAAAAGAUAAAAAGUCACUACUAAGGUUAUUAAAGCAACAUGACUUGAAAGGACUAGGUGGAAUUUUGUUGGAAGAUGUACAGGAGUCUUUACCGCAUUGUGAAAGAGCUCUCAAACACUUAGCCCAAGAAAUACUGUACAUAACGAGGCCUACAGAUAAGAAAAAAAUAUUAUUCUAUAAUGACAAGACUGCCACUUUAGACGUGGAUGAAGAAUUUGUUAAGUUAUGGCGAGCUACAGCCGUAGACGCAAUGGAUGACGCCAAAAUCGAAGAGUACUUAGAAAAACAAGGUAUCAAAUCAAUGCAGGACCACGGCCCUAGAAAACCAAUUGUACCAAAAAGAAAGAAAACCACGCAAAAAAGAAGACAAUUUAAAAAGCCUAGAGAUAAUGAGCAUUUGGCUGAUGUGCUUGAAACUUAUGAGGAUAAUACAUUGACUCAGAAAGGCGUCUCUAUAAAAUAA